UAUAUAUAUAUAUAUAUAUAUCUCAGCUGAUAAGAUAUUUUCAUCGAAAUCCUGCUGUUACGAAAACCCUAAUGCAACCGGCUGUUUACGAAAUAAAUGUUCACGCUCUCGCAUCCUACAGGCAAUUACUUCGUAUGCCUGUUGCUAAUUAAUUAGCGUGAAAUAUAUAAAAUCGCGCGAUCUCGGAAUUAUCGAUCGUACGUUUGUGUCUAUUGUCGAAAGUGUGCCGCGAUUUUGGCAAUUACUGUAACGUUGACCCACGAUCAUCACCAUUAGUUCCGUUCUGCUUAAACGUACCGCAAUUUUAAAAAGUAGGCUGUUAGAGCUAAUCGACUCUGUUUCGUGCAUAUUUCGCAUGUAAAAUCACCUUGAGAACUCGUUAUAUUCAACCUUGGAUACUUGGUGUAAUUUAUGAUGAAAGCAGAAUUCAUUCGUUCUAUAAAAGUCAAUGGUCUUUCACUAAUUUUGACUGUGAUUUUAACAGUAUAAUCGUGACAGUACUUGUGUGUAAUUCCAGAAUGAUCUAAUUUAUAUAAUACACACACAGUGCAUAUGAUUCAAAAAUUUCCUGUGUCUACUAGCUCUCGCGAUGUUCGACGAUAGACGCGGGACAAUAGCGAAUAGUUCGGCGAAUCUGUUGCAGUUCACUAGUCUGAGAAAUUCAAUACUUUAUCUAGGCAUUCUUAAUCAGAUUUUAUCAAUUGUUUAUCGCGAUCGAUACACCCCCUUUGAUUUUUAG
Molecule: messenger RNA, 739 nt
Organism: Heterotrigona itama
Lineage: Eukaryota; Metazoa; Arthropoda; Insecta; Hymenoptera; Apidae
Source: the annotation of a GenBank genome assembly